AAUGAUAUGUAAUAAUAAUAAUAAUAAUAAUAAUAAUAAUAAUAAUAAUAAUAAUAAUAAUAAUAAUAAUAAUAAUAAUAAUAAUAAUAAUAAUUAAAAUAGAAAAGGUGUCGUUAAAUUUGGUGUGUCGUGUGUACAAGACGAAGACGGUGUCGUCGUCAAGUCGUGUUCAAUGACGGAACAGUGUUAGUUUGAAAGCGCAACCUUUCCUACCUUGGAAGGAGAUAGAAAACACGUGGAAUAAAAGAAAGAAGAAAGAAGAAAGAAGAAAAAAGACGGACGUACGAAGGAAUAACCACGUCGACCGUCGCAUGGACCACAACUUGGAAAGGAAACGAACCUGACCCGCUUGCUGAAACGGGGUUACGCUUCAACGUAUGAGGGAAACGUAUUAUGUGAGGUGAAACUUGCGACGAGGGAAACGAAGAUGUCCACGAUCAGCGUCGCGACAUGGUUACUCGGAGUCGUCGCUCUGACGACGAUUAAUAAUGGCGUUCAUUGUCAAAGCAUUUUGCACGGUAGUAGCGGGAAAAACGGUGGUGAUAGCAGCUACCAACAAAACAGUUUAGAAGACUUAUCACGUUCCGGCCCGUAUUUCGACAAGUCGGCCUCGAAGAACGUGACGGCGCUUCUAGGAAAGACGACGUACCUCAAUUGUCGUGUAAAAAACUUGGGCAACAAAACGAUGACGCUCCAAGUUUCGUGGGUCCGGCAUAGGGACAUUCACUUGCUGACGAUUGGUCAGUACACAUACACGAAUGAUCAGAGAUUUCGUGCGAUUCACAAAGCUCAGUCGGAGGAUUGGACACUACAAAUAAAAUAUCCGCAGCAUCGAGAUAGUGGUAUUUACGAGUGCCAGGUCUCGACGACUCCCCACAUGAGCCAUUUCGUACAUUUGAACGUUAUCGAACCGAAAACCGAAAUACUCGGUGCACCGGAUCUUUACAUCGACAGAGGCAGUACAAUCAACCUCACCUGUAUCAUAUUACAAAGUCCAGAACCCCCGGCUUAUAUAUUCUGGAAUCACAACAACGCCAUAAUUAGCUACGACUCGACCAGAGGUGGCGUGUCGGUGGUCACGGAAAAGGGCGACAGUACGACGAGUUUCCUCCUCGUUCAGGAAGCCAAACCGUCUGACUCCGGACGUUAUACGUGUAAUCCCAGCAACGCUCAACCAAAGUCGAUUACCGUUCAUGUACUCAAUGGAGAGUAUCCCGCGGCAAUGCAGCAUGGCGGUCAGGCGAAACAACCGAGGCUCUACUCACUGCUGCUUUGUCUGUGCCUGCUUCUUUAUUAAGGAAGGAAAGAAUUAAGGAGAAAAAUAAGAGGGAUCGUACUCUCUCCGUCUAUCACUUUCUCUCUCUAUCUAUCUAUCUCUCUCUCUCUCUCUCUCUCUCUCUCUCUCUCUCUCCAUCUUUUUCUCUCUCUAUCUCUCUCUAUCUCUUUAUCCCUCUUUCUCUCUCUAUUUAUCUAUCUUUCACUAUUCAUCUAUCUACUUAUCUCUUUCUAUCUAUUUAAAACCAUAGAAACUCUGAGAAAUUCUAUAAGAAAGGGAAUGUACCAGUGAAAUUUGUCACUAAUCUUUUGGUAUCAAUUAAACGGAGAAGACAAAGGAAAAGAGAGAGAGAGAGAGAGAGAAAGAGAUAGAUAGUUAGAUAGACAGAAAGAUAGAUAGAUAAAUAAAUAGAUAGAUAAA
Molecule: messenger RNA, 1696 nt
Organism: Vespa mandarinia (Asian giant hornet)
Lineage: Eukaryota; Metazoa; Arthropoda; Insecta; Hymenoptera; Vespidae
Product: zwei Ig domain protein zig-8
Biological process (GO): synapse organization
Cellular component (GO): neuron projection membrane
Source: RefSeq, a predicted model, not a curated record